AUGUAUUUAAAUUUAAAUUAUUUUAUAAAGAUAUCAAAUAAUAAAGCAGUACCAAAUUUUAAUAAAUUUUUAAAAUUUGAAUACUUUAUACUUGGUAUCUUUAUCGCGUUGUUGUGUUGUGUAUUUAUAUCUAAAAAGAGAAAACAUGAACAUAUUCCAAAUAGUCAGAUAUCAAGAUGGAAAAGUUUGUUGGAAUUUGUCAAUUGUCUUUGGAUUUUAAAGAUGAAUCAAUUUUUCAUUUGGCAUUCCAAAGAGAAUCGUGACAAGGACAUUUACAAGAUACAAUUGGGGUUUCAAGAGAUGGUGGUUGUGACCAACCCAGAUAUGAUCAUGCAAGUUUGUAGUAUGCGUCCCGGUAGUUAUAUUAGACCAAAAUCAACCACCGGUGCUCUAUCAACUGCACACAAUGUAUUUGCGUCGGAAGCUGAUAAUUGGAAAACUCAUCGUAAAACUGCUGGUGCAUUUACAAUGACUCAAAUGUCAAAUCUAUUUCAACCAAUCAAUCAUAUUGUUGAUAGGUUCAUUAGGAAAUUGGAACAGCACUUGGACAACGAUAAUAAUAAUAAUAAUAAUAAUUUUGGAAGUGAAAUAAAUGUUUCACAAGAAAUGAGUGGAAUAGCAUUGGAUGUAAUUCAUUUGGUUGGAUUGGGACAUGAAUUUGGAAUUAGUAGUGAAAAGGUACCGAUUGGAAAAGUUAGUAAAUUUGCCAAACGUAUUCGUGUGGCACUGCCAGUCAUCACCAAGCGUAUCAUGUCUCCGUUUCCCUAUUGGAAGGUUAGACCGAGUUGGACGGACCGCCAACUAGACAAGUUUAUCCAAAUGAUCCGUGACUAUCGCACGGCACAACAGGCUGACCAACCAGAACCGGCAUCACCAUUUUUAAAAUCAUUGGUCGAACAAUUGGACGCCAACUCGAUCAAUGAGGAUGAGAUUAUUGCUAAUCUGGCAGUCUAUGUUUUGGCAGGUCACGACACGAUCACAUGUACUCUAUCCUAUACUCUACACCUUUUGGCAAUGAAUCAAGAUAUAUUGAAAAAGGUUAGAAAUGAAGUAGACCUAGUUAUGAAUAGUCUAGCAGUCGAUGGAUGUGAUGAACCAGUCAUUACAAACAAGAUUGCAUCACAAUUUGUAUACUUGCAACAAGUGAUUCUAGAAACAUUCCGGUUCAAAUCACUUGUCCCAUUCAUCAUGCUAGAGUGUAACCAAGACAAUAUCAUUUCUUCACCUGCUUGUGGCAAUGUAGAGAUUUACGAAGGUGCAUCCAUUUGCCUAUCUUUUGAAAGCUAUUACAAUAAUCCCAAGUAUUUCGUAAAGCCAGAGGAAUUCAAUCCCGAUCGUUGGAAAGGUGUAAACAUUGACAAUUGUCAACACUUUAAGCUGUUUCCCUAUUCAUACGGACCGAGAAUGUGUCCAGGUAAGAGACUAUCCAAAGUAGAGUUGGUCGUCAUCCUUGCCAAACUCAUCCAUCGUUUUGAUAUUCAAACAUCACAAAACAAAAUGAAUCAUUCCUAUCAAGAUCAUUAUAGUUUUUUACAAUCUCCUGACCCUGGAAUCAUUAUUAAUUUUAAAUUUAGAGAAAAUUAA
This is a messenger RNA of Cavenderia fasciculata, 1584 nucleotides long. Its product is annotated as cytochrome P450. Lineage: Eukaryota; Evosea; Eumycetozoa; Acytosteliales; Cavenderiaceae. The transcript has a single exon. Bases 1 to 1584 code for a protein of 527 amino acids. Gene Ontology annotation, molecular function: oxidoreductase activity, acting on paired donors, with incorporation or reduction of molecular oxygen; iron ion binding; monooxygenase activity. The record is from RefSeq and is a predicted model, not a curated record.